This is a messenger RNA of Amoebophrya sp. A120, 7579 nucleotides long. The record is from the annotation of a GenBank genome assembly. NCBI's taxonomy places the organism in Eukaryota, Dinophyceae, Syndiniales, Amoebophryaceae.
AUGCCGGAGCCCAUCGGCAAUCCGAAGGCGUCUCGGUUGCGCCAGCCCCAAACGACUGUGGGUGGAGUGGUCCUUCACACUUCUAAGAGCACGACCACAAACGCAGGCAUACACUACACUUCAAACCGCACCAGCGACGCGCACGACUUCCAGCGGGAAAUCGCCACUUUUGCCAACACGAAGAUCCGGCAGUCCGAGGGCUGCUACUCGCAGCGGGGUAGCGACGUGAUUGCUCCUUUUUCCAAUGUAUUCGCCGGCGGUAUAACUCCUGCUGGGUUUGACGAGGAGGAGGAGCUAAAGCUAUUGCAAAAAAGCAAGAUGGGUCCUCGUGGAGGUAAAAAGACCAAGCGCCGGCUGUCGCCCAAUGUGCUCGAGGACGAGGAAAUCAUCAUCAAUGGGGAUGAAAACUAUCCACAAAAAAAAACCAAUCCACAUCCAUUUCCAUUUUUUGCAUGACAAACACAUGAUUUGAUGCGUGUUUUGCAUGACAAAUUGGAUGUGGAUGAGUUUUUUUCUCUGGAUGAAAACAGUGUUGACGAUAAAUCCACGACACAGGACCAGGAGGAGUUGGAGGGUGAACUGGAUCAUGAUUGCGGCGCGCUUGCUUCCGGCUGCAACAGCAACUACGUCUACAACGACAACGAGGAACUACACCAUGGCGACCGAGUUUUUGGGAAGACGUACGCAGCUGCUUACGAUGUGACGCAGGUCCACGACCCCGUGGGACGAGACGAUGAACGUCGCCAUCAAAUCUAUCAAAUCGAGGAAAACUACGAACUUUCGGACGUCGACCAAGGUGGAGAGCAUUAUGCGGACGAGGAAGAUUUUGUCAGCGCGGCGGAAAGUCUCGCAGCGUCGACUUUAAGCUUCGGGAUUGGAGGCCGCUUGCCGGCAGAGGGGGGAGCGAUGGCAGGCAUGCUUUCCAAUAGUACCUCCUCUCUUGCAGCAGCGGCUGCAGUAGGAAAAGCCGGAGCAAGUGCAGCAUCCAGCCUGAUUGAUGAUACCCGGCGGGGGGCCACUUCGUACAGGACGGUGGUCGAGGUCGACGACCAGCAGCAUGUUGACACUUUUGAUCGUGGACAAGGUCCCGAAAUAAAUGAGGCACAUACUUUUGUAGACGGUCGUGCCUCCUGUAAUGACCACGUCGCGCCGCCGCGCAGCUCCAACCACGAGCAUCUACUUUUAGAACAUGCUCCUACUUCGACUUCCAGUCUGCUCGAGGAACGAUUUUACAGUUGCGCCGACCGGGAGCAAGUUUUGCCAACGAGCGCAUCUGCUUCGGAAAUUACCAACAUAAAAAGUCAGGAGCCGCGCGACCGAGUGGAUGAAGUUGAAGAGCUUCAUGACUUGGGUAUAGGAUUAGAGUACAAAUAAAAAUUCUGAUGAAGAGUAUCUCGACAUCAGAAAAGAAGAACAGAUGUUGACGCAGGUCAUUUUUUUACUUAGUUACUCUGUUCAUACUAGUGAGUCUGGUCUCUUCGAAGACGAAGAUCCUUGUAUCAGUGAAAACAAUCUUCAACAACAAACAACAAAACUCUAACUCAUGCAGGCCACGGCCGACGUGACGAAGGGCUGCUACAGCAGCCACUCGGCCCCAAGAACAUGAUGGGAGAGGACAUCUUCAACGGCGCUAGUACCUUCUAUGAAGCACAUCUUGACCUUGACAUCCAGGCGGAGCAGCAACGCCACACGACUUCCAUCGACGAAGUGGAAGACAACUUGGAUGAUCUGAUGGAAGACUGGGAGCCUCUGGACAUCGUGGAGCUGGAGGCGAACUCCACCAUCGACGAACUGUGGACGCUCUUAUGAGACUGCACAACUCCCCCUCCCCCUCAUUUGUGAUGCAAAAUACCAAACUCACACCUUGCUCGUAAGCCCUGUCAGCAUAACAAUUUUUGAAACCUCAAAUAGUACUACAAUCCGCAACCGCAUGUUGUACAUUUGUCAUGCGAAAGCCCCUUUUCUAUUUCUGUUGUUGCUUGUGUUUCUUUUCAUGCAAUACAAAUGAGGGGAGGGGACGAAGUUGUGCACUCUCAUAGUUCUUGUUCCAGAACUACGAUUGGCUUCGACAGGUGGAAAAAUCGCUGAAGCGGACGAAGGGGAGCAUCGAUCGGUUGGCGAUGAACAGCGGAGCGACGAUGAACAGUUCCUCCUGCUUUAGCUCUCCAGACGGAAAGAUGACAGCUGCUAGUCGCACCCCCACGGGAAAGAUCAUGAACCGCAGCACAAUUUCUAGCAACAGCAAGUCCUUCCUGAAUUCGAGUUUUGACUCGUCCAGCGUCGCGGCGGCCUAUAAUUCUCCGGGUGGUUAUGGUGGGUUUGGGUCGUUUAUUUCAACGUCACUGAGAGAUGGUAGAGAUAAGAUGAAAAAAACUAGCACCACGUCACGAAACAACAGCAUUCGGGAGGGGUUCGCGGGCAUCCGCUCGAGUUUGCUGGAUCCUCACGGACGGCAGAAGACGUUUGAAUCCACGCCGACGAAAAUUCAGAUGAACGCGUUCGAAGAAGAGGAAAUCUACUUGGAGGAACGCAAGUCUUCUACGUCUUUUAAUACAACGACGAGGAACAAGACUUCUCUCAAGCAAGUGCCAAAUCGGAAUCCAGCAUCCCGGAGCCGCAGCAGGAGCCCAACCACCAGCUUCCUGAACAAAACGGGAAAGAAUGGUGCGAAAAAAAAUGAUAACAGCGUCAUGAAUAUUAAGUCUCCUGCUGCCACUGUACUUCUGUCGGAAAGCGAGGCGAAGCAGAUCGUGAAUCGGCUCUACAACGGUGGGCGUCCUGUUAUACCGAAUAUUAUGCAUGGGGCUAGCAUUAGCAAGCACCGCUCUACUGCGGCUUCUAUCCACCAAGUAGAUCGGCUGCACACAUUGGCAGAGGAAGGCGAAGACGCGUUCACUUCGCCGUUUAAUGGCGGCGCUGGUGAAACAGAAACUACAGAAGCGAACGAGGAGCAGGACAGCAAUAUCGUGGAAAUCACGGAUGAUCACGAGGACCAGCCAGAAAAGACCAUGCCUCUUUCACCUUCUUCCACCACAGCGAAGAUUCUGACUGGAGACACGACCUCCAGCUCCACUGCAGCUCGCCGAGAUAAUAUUGCGCCAGCCACGACGGGCGAGAUCACGACCAGCCAUCGCGGCAGUAAAAGAGAUUUAACGUCAAAGACGAAAGUAUCGAGAAAAGUUUCGAAAUCACCCACGAUUUCUUCUUCAAAAAAGACUCAAGUCACCUCGUCGUCUCACCCGAGGACUAGCGCGAAAGUCACGGACAAGAAGCAUCAUGGUGUUUUAGUUGGACAUUCCGGCCGCGGCCGCGGGGGCUCUACUUCCACGAAAAUCUUGCAGCAGGCUAGUGCACCUCCGGACGACGAAAUGAAUAAAGCCUCCACCACCGAGAACCAGGUCGAGGUCACGAAGAUGCUCAGGACGUUGGAGAAACAGCGAAGAUUGCUGGAGCAAGACCUGGAGAAAAUUCGCGAAGACACCACGCAAAUCGAGCUUUUGGUUGCGCGGAGGCAGAAGGAGCAACUACAGCAGCAGAACUUGGAGUUGGUGACCUCCUCCGUCGGAGUUACGUCCUCGUCAGGAAUAGCAGCCGUAGCAGAAGUAGCUGGAGUGCAGCAGGAGCGUGAAGAGAAGAAUGACGACGUCAAGGCCUCCGUCACCUCCUCACGGGACAACAUCGAUGAAAGCGAAAUUGUUCAUCAGGAGGUGGAGCACAUUCUUGCUGGCGCGACCAGUAACGUAGCGUCAGCAGGAGGUUUUCUACCACAGACGCCGGGUAUAGACUACGGCUAUUGCGCAUCCAAACUAGCAGGACCAGCAGUCGUAGUUUCGAUGUAGUUAGAUGAGUUAUUUGGUAUGUUGCAGUUGUACUCGACUGCAAUUGCAUCAAGAAGAGAACGAAGUAGAUGUUGACGGCGCCCCUGCGAUGUCUUUCUCUGCUUUAUGCCAAAGAAAAUACGAGUUGUUUGAAUGUGAAUGUGAAGACAUUGAAAUUUUUCAUUAGAACGCGUCACCUUCCUAAUUGACUACAUCCCAGGUUCCUCUGUCGCAGUGUCUACGCGCACCAGCUGCCGCCCGCCUUUGCUACCGAGUACAGCGAGACUUGUCGGGGGCGGUGGAUCUUCUACUACGAGUGCUAAUCUGCAGUCUGACCUAGGUACGAAGCUCCAUGGUGUCAUUUCCAGAGCGGUGAGCCGUGAGGUGAACAAAAUUUCCCGAUCGCGGGGCAACAGCGUGGAUUACACUGUAGUUUCUGAACAGCAGCAGGAACUGUUUCACUCGGAAACAAGAACUGGAAGUGGGGACGGAGCUGGAGCUGGUAGCGGCAAUGCCACCGCGCAGCAGCUGCAGGACGGUUGCAGUACUAGCGGACAGCAAAGUUCCGCCUGCAGCCGCAGUCGCAAAAGGUCAAGCUCGCGCAAGCCGAGUGUGCCGAGCCAUGUCGUGCGGCCAGCAGCGCCAGGCUCUUUCUCGGCCUCUGCAAAGAGUAGAUCGACAGCGAGAGAACUACAAAAGGAUUCAAGAACUCCACCUGUGUCUGCCAUCGCUGGACUGUCUCAUCAAUCACAAUCGGCGAGCACUAGUGCUCUACUCCUUUCAGGAAAAGAUGAUAGUAGAGAAAGAGAUGCACAAGAGCAGACGAAAAGAAACUCGACAGCCGCGGCGCGAAGGAGGUCAAGGUCCCGGAGAAGUAAAGCGCCACACGAGCAUUUGAUCUGUAAUGGGGGAGGACCUGGUGGUGCGGGCCGACCCUUGUCGGGAAGCAGAGCAGGCUCCACCUCCUCCGCUGCUAGACGGAGUAGAUCGCGGUCCACCAAAGUCAGCUUGUCUGCUCGCGAAAGAAAGCCCCAACAGGAUCAUCGUAGUGCGGGGGAUGACAUUGAGCAGUUGUCAGAAGGCCAAGUUGUAGGCCAAACUCUGCACGGGAGGUGUGGUGACACAUAUCAUGUCGGCAUGAUGGUCGUGGCAGCGAGAGAAUCCGAACGAGAAGCAGUGCAAGGACAGAUACGGCUCCAAACGUCUUUCUUGGGCGGGAUUUUUGACACCAGCAAGAGCGGAUCGAAAACGCCCGGGAGUUGUACUAGCUUUCUGAGCGAGCAGGUCUCUUCUUCGACGAUGAUGAUGCAAGGUAGAAGACUUGUAACCACACAACUGCCAACGCCGCAGCGAAUCGUUUGUUCGACAGCGACGGGCGCAGCUCCUGCUGCGCCAGCAUCUUCAUCUCUGUACCAGAAUUAUUGUUCCACAACACCGAUCAACAGCGGAGGUGGCGCCGCGUCGCCAAUCAACCUGUCCAACGUUGCUGCAGCUUUUCGCCGAUCUCUCAGUCCGCCGCAGGUUGGAAGAAAUAGAGAGAAUACUGGCGGUGCAGCAGGUACUUCUACUGCGUCGUCAGGAGCUCCUGGCGACACGAAGAUCGCUUUUCCUAUGGGUGGUUCUUGUUCACCACUCGCAGCUGCACUUCCGAGGUCUCCGACCAGCAACAGCUUUUUUAAAACCAUCAACACUGGUUCCUUUCAUGUGAGCAAGGCGAUUUUUCCGAUUCCCACUCCAACUUCGCCCGGCGGUGCCUCGUCGCCUUUGCUGCACCGAAACAUGGUUGCUGGCGGCACAGCUACAACUCCUGGAACGAUUAUUGGGCCAUUUAAUAGGAACAGCACAGAAGUUGCCGGAGUGCAACUGUUCAAAAAUGCAAGCAACACGAUCCAGACACCUGUCAGGCCGAGAAGUUUCGUCACGGCGGCUGCAGUUGCAGCAGAGAAAAAGUGUGCUGCUUCUGUGCUGAUAAACACGUGCUCCGCGAAAUCGACGCAAGCGCCGAAUAGCUGUAGUAUAAUGGUGGACGACUGCUCGCCAUCACCCGUUGAGGAAGUAGCUGCUGCUCCUGGAGAAAACAAACAAGCUGCGACUGUGAACAGGAAAGCGGUUGUAGGAAUAAAUACAAGCACAACAAACUCCAGCAGUGUGAAUUCUGCUUCUGCGAGCAGGCCGAAAAUAAGCCGCCCUCCAAAGUUGCCCCCGGCCUCAACUGCAAAAUCAAAGCGCGAGGGUGCUGGUGGCCGCCCGGGUGCGACUUCUAGGUCUAGCGGAACAAGUGCUGGAGUAAACACCUGCAAGGGCGCGGCAGCUGUUGCCGCGGCUUGCUCGCCUAACCCAAGCAACUGCAGCCCUCUCGUUCCUGUUGCACUUCUACGACAGAUGACGAGCUGCAGCCCCGGAGUGAACCACCACGAUGAUGGCGCAACUGAGGGCGGAUGCGGAAUCAGUAUCAGAAGCACAUCAAGCAGAACAAAUGACGUCGACGCAUCAGGAUCGUUCUCGUCUUCUGUUGUGCUAGAGAAGGACGCCCGCGGGCGGGGCACAGGUAGUACAACAGUGGCACAGCAAGCGAACAACUCUGCAGGAGGACCUGCGUCAUCGUCCGCAAAUACCAUGAGCAGGACCGCUAGCGGAUCGAGAAUUUUGGCCUCCAUUGUGCAGCCAAAAAUGGCCACGCCAACAUCUUCAGGAGGAGCGUCUGCGUCAGCUGCAACAGCUUCUACGUCGCAUCUUGUUCAGCCACGACAGCGAGUGGAUGAAGCUUCUCUGUUGCGGCCACCACAAAACAUCCAGCACGGCGCCAGCAGCGUCCCGACCAAAAUCGUCCUUGAUAGCAGGCGAUCGGCUUCUUUUUCGGUGCCCCACCCCGGAGGCGGAAGUACAAGUGGUGGACCACCUGCUGCGCAGGGUUUUGUUGCAAACAACGUGAAUGGGAUUUUAAACACCACUUCUGCAGUACUGCGAGCGACAGCGCAACACAGCAGGACGAGCAGAGAAGGGUCUUUAACAAGACCUAGUCUGUGUCUGCUAAACGCGACGAACAUGUUGAGCUUUUCUCCUCCGGCUAGAAACCAGCAGGAGCAGAUGGUCAUCAAAAAUAAAAAUGACUCUCCCGCCGCUACAACUUCAAACCUCCUACCAGCGACGAGAGCCUCUUUGUCACAGAACAGCAACACAGCACAGUUUCCAGCAUCGAAUUUGUUUGCUAUUACAACCCCCGCAUCGAGAAAAAAUAACACUUCUGCUAUGCUGCGAGCAAUUAUUCCUGCUCCUGCAGCGUCCUCUUCCAAAAUCCGAGCUACUUCGUUGCCCCCGCCGGGCUACUGCGGGAGUGGUUGCGGGGACGAAAUGAAGGAGAAGGACCUUCAGCUGCAAGAAGUAGAACUACACAUCGAAGACAAAACGCGAACCUUAAUGCGACAGGAAAAAUCACAAAAACUUCCCACUGCAGGGGAAAUUAUUUCCUUGUAGUUGUAAGCAAGGGAAUGGGAAGCAGCCGCGCAGCGACUAGGACUACCUAACAAGCAUUUUUCCGUUGCGAAAAAUCGAAGUGAUUAUAUUCUCGACCAAGAAGAUCAUGACCAUGAGCAACAAGUUUUUUUUGCGUUUUUUUGCAAGAUGAAAUAGAGUGACAAGAUCUGUCGGAAGUAAUACGAGUAGGUACCGCCCAGGCCUCCGCGAAAGUUGCGGUCCUAUCUAUCAUCAUGCUCCUGUCCUCGCAUCGUGCGGACUCUUUCUUUUGUUCCAAUGAAUUAUUA